AUGGCCCAGGGGUUGCUUAUCGCAGCAUUUCUCGUGCUUUUCAUACAUUUACUCCGCAACAAAUAUGGUCGGGGCCUUGCAAUGUUACCUGGGCCAUGGCUGGCAGCAUACACAGGGCUCUGGCGAUGGAAGGACGUCCGCAGUGGAAAAGCACAUCAGAGAGCAAUAGAGCUGCAUCGCAAGUACGGGCCGAUUGUACGCAUUGGGCCGCAUCAUGUCUCUAUCUCUGAUCCUCAAGAGAUUAAAAAUAUCUAUGGCCUCAAGUCCGGUUACACCAAGACCGCAUUCUACCCAAUCCAGUCAAUUACAUGGAAGGGGAAGGUAGAGGUCAACCUUUUUGGCACGAUCGAUGAAGAAUAUCAUCGUAAGCUGAAACGGCCCGUUGCCAAUGCGUAUAGUUUAUCGACAUUGCUCUCCAGUGAGCAGGCCGUUGAUUCAUGCACGGAGCUCCUGGUCAGCCAACUUGCAAGAUUUGCGGAUGGAAACACGCCUGUGGAUUUUGGCGAGUGGAUUCAGUUUUACACCUUCGAUACUGUGGGCGAACUUACGUUCGGAAUGAAGCUGGGAUUCCUUGACGCUGGAUCAGAUGUUGAUGGGAUAAUCCAUGCCAUUGAGAAUCUAUUGACAUAUGCCAGUCAAGUAGGUCAGGUCCCUAUCUGGCACAAGUUCCUAAUGGGCAAUCCACUUCUACCCAUCCUCCUACCCUCAAUGGAGGGCUGGGACAAGGUACUGAGUUUUACCCUCAAAGCCGUCAAUACGGUUACGGGCCGGGACACUGGUUCUGAAGAGAAGGGGAAACAGGGCGACGAGCUAGACCUGGGAAGCCUCGAGCGUCGUGGAGAUAUGCUCUCGAAGUGGUACGCUCUCAAACUCUCUGAACCGGACAAGAUAUCCACUCGGGACCUCGUUGUGCACCUGAGCACAAAUGUUUUCGCAGGGUCCGAUACAACUGCCAUCGCUCUACGGGCGGUGUUUUACUAUCUCCUCAAAAGUCCGAUAAAGAUGCAGAAACUGGUACUUGAGAUCGAGAGCGCAUUUGCAAGAGGGCAGCUCGGUCAGCCUAUCUCCUUUCAGGAGUCAAAAAACAACCUACCGUAUCUACAGGCUGUGCUUAAGGAAGCUCUGCGAAUCCACCCUUCAGUUGGCCUUUUGUUAGAGCGUUAUGUCCCAACCGGCGGUGCAAAGCUGUGCGGCCACCAUGUUCCUGAAGGGACCAUUGUUGGCAUUAACGCAUGGGUGACGCAGCAUGAUCGCGAUGUCUUUCCAAAUCCCGAGAAGUUUGAGCCAGAGCGUUGGCUCGAUGCAUCGGAAGAAGAGUUGAAAAUAAUGGACCAGUCUUUCUUCGCGUUCGGCGCAGGGCCGCGCACAUGUAUUGGAAGACAUAUCGCAAUGAUGGAGAUGGCUAAGGUUGUUCCCGAAAUUCUACACAAGUUUGAGUUAUCACUGUCUAUCCCGGAGCAGGAGUGGGAAACAAGGAAUAUCUGGUUUGUGCAACAGAAGGGUCUUGUCUGUACCUUGAAACGCAGAGUGUGA
Molecule: messenger RNA, 1533 nt
Organism: Penicillium canescens
Lineage: Eukaryota; Fungi; Ascomycota; Eurotiomycetes; Eurotiales; Aspergillaceae
Product: cytochrome P450
Exons: 3
Coding region: 1-1533 (510 amino acids)
Molecular function (GO): oxidoreductase activity, acting on paired donors, with incorporation or reduction of molecular oxygen; iron ion binding; heme binding
Source: RefSeq, a predicted model, not a curated record